Messenger RNA from Notothenia coriiceps (black rockcod), 426 nucleotides. Its product is annotated as FRAS1-related extracellular matrix protein 1-like. The transcript is spliced from 3 exons. The record is from RefSeq and is a predicted model, not a curated record. NCBI's taxonomy places the organism in Eukaryota, Metazoa, Chordata, Actinopteri, Perciformes, Nototheniidae. Gene Ontology annotation, biological process: anatomical structure morphogenesis. The annotation marks the transcript as partial.
UUCAGUCUUGUCCACCUGACCAUGGGUUUAAUCAACUACGUCCAAUCAGAAAGCAAAGGGGCGGAGCCAACUAUCGACCAGCUGUCCAUCAGUGUAAGUGAUGGGUUGCACCGCUCCGCCCCCGUCCCCUUUUACAUCAUCAUCAGUCCAACCAAUGAUGAAAUGCCUUCCCUUCUGCUCGCCAACUUCACGGUGAACGAGGGCGGGAUGAGGGAGCUGACUCCGUCUAUUCUGAACGGUUUUGAUCUGGACUCCCCCCUGGACACCCUGACCUUCACGGUGGUGCAGCCGCCGGCUCACGGGAGUCUGAUCAACGGCAUCUACAGCUCGGAGAAGAGCCGCUACACGGACACAGAAGCGGAGCUGCUGCAGAGGAGCCUCCCCAUCACCUCCUUCACCCUGCAGGAGCUCCAACAAGGUGGGAAG